UUCUUUCCAACGCGCCUCCCCUUUCGCCAUCCCAUUGGAACGCCGAAGCAGGACGUUACAGGCAGCACUUAAAGGCAGCAUUGGGUCUGAUUGACGUGUGCGUCCCGGGGCAAACGUCGUACGUGUGAAAUCUAUCCCUCCGUGGAGUCUGCUGGACUGGACGACGGGUGAAGUGGCUUUGACGUGAUCCGGCUCACAGGCGGCACAGUAAUCUGCUGCUAGCGGUCGUUCGGGUGGUGUUUUAGAGUUAGAGGCCGGUGAAGUAGUUGUACUUCGAGCAGAGAGCGGGAGGACGAGGGGAUCAGCGGCAGCAGGUGCAUUUGGAUGGCGAUAAAACUCCGCUGUCGGUUCGCCGCUUGACCUUCGGGGAAUCCUUUAAAAACACCGACUGAAGCAGUUCGUUGCAGUUGGGGAGAAGCUUACGCGUCCUUUCUGCGGAUUUCUGGAAAUAGGAUGUUAAUCCCGGGAAAAACGGCAGCGGCGCCGCGUCCCGUUUCUCUCCGCACGCGAUCAUGGAGAAAGUGAACGCGAACGUCCCCUCGACCAACUAACGGCGAGUGCUCGUUCGCGGUGGCCGUGGACUUUUGGCGUGGUUUUGGAUCCACGGUGGAACCGUGGCGUAUGUUUGACUUAGUUUGCAGCAGGAGAGGAAGCGAUGCAGAGGAGCAAAGCGACCAACCGAACCCGGACCCGAACCGCUGCCCACAGCGGAGCCAAGGACAGAGUGGACCGAGUGGAUCCGUACGGCUUUGAGCGUCCAGAGGACUUUGAUUACGACUCGUAUGAGGAGCUCAUGUCGGACUACCUGGUUGUGCUCACCCGGCGGACCAUCAAAUGGUCCAAACUGCUGAGGGGCAAGCGCAAAGUGCAGAAGAGCUUAACGUUGAAGCGUUACGUACGGAAGGGCGUUCCCAACGAGCAUCGCACCCUGAUCUGGAUGGCGGUCAGUGGUGCUCAAGACCUGCUGGAGAAGAGUCCCGGCUACUUCCAUUCGCUGCUCGGAGCCCAGCAUGACCCCAAACUGGUGGAGACCAUAUGUACAGACUUGAACAGAACGUUUCCAGACAACAUCCACUUCCGGAAGACAUCUGAGCCGUGUCUACAGAAAUCCCUGUACAACGUGCUGCUGGCUUACGGCACUCACAACCCAUCUGUGGGCUACUGUCAGGGAAUGAACUUCAUUGCUGGGUAUCUUCUGAUUAUCACAAAAGAGGAAGAGAAAUCCUUCUGGUUGAUGGACGCUCUGCUUGGCAGGAUUUUGCCAGAUUACUAUAGUCCGGCCAUGUUGGGGCUAAAGGCCGACCAGGAGGUCCUAGGGGAGCUGGUUAAAGCUAAAACUCCUGGAGUGUGGAAAACCAUGACGGAUCAGAAUGUGAUGUGGACGCUGGUGGUCUCCCGAUGGUUCAUCUGCCUCUACAUAGACGUCCUGCCAGUAGAGACGGUCCUGCGGAUUUGGGACUGCUUGUUCUACGAGGGCUCAAAAAUCCUGUUCCGCGUAGCUCUAACACUGAUCCAUCACAACCAGCUGGAGAUUCAGCAGGCCCAGUCACUGCCAGACGUCUGCCAAGCCUUCAAGCAGAUCACGUGUGGACCAUUCGUUGAUCAGUGCCACACGUUCAUGCAGAAAAUCUUCACUGAACCAGGAAGUCUCUCCAGGGCAACCUUGGCAAAGCUGCGGGAGCUUUGUCGAUCUCGCAUUGUGGCUGAAGAGUCCUGAUCCAGGACAAAACUGUUACUCAACCCAAGACACAUUCCACUGUUCAACAGUUAGCAGCUCAUUUGCACUUUUUUGUAUGAAAAGAUUUAAUAUCCCACAGACAGCUACAUGUAGGUUUUGUCUUAAUGUUGACCUUUUUACAAUUUCAUCAAAAAAUUACUUAUUGUGUACUGUAUGAAUAGUGUGUAAUUAUGUCCUUCACUCCAGAGAGUCAGAAGCUGAAGACCAGACUCCUUACGGCAAACGACAUGGCCGUGAAUGAUGUGUUGCAUGCUGUGAAUUCAGCCAUGAACCGUCUAUUGUAUUUUAUAUUGUAGUCUCCAUCACAAAAUAGAAUGAAUUAGUAAUAACUGUGGAUUAGUGGGUAGUUGACUGAUGAAUGAAGUAGAUGAACGUGUUUUGAUAAUCCAAUGUAAAUUACAGAACAAAUUGAAUUUUCUUAAUAUCUGAUACAUGAUGUUGUUUUUGUUUAGAAGCCUGUGCACUAUGGUGAUGCAACAUAAGCACAACCAAAAGGGCUGCCCUCACUUUUUCCUAUCUGUGGCGUUUCCAGUUUGUUCUGUGUCAGGGAUUCGGCUCGUACUGAUGUCAGGUUCUGUUGCACUGGACAAAAAUAACUUUGGCAAUAAUCCCAGGUGUGAGAGGUGUAAUGAAAGCUGAUUGGUUAAACAGCUGUGUGUAUUUGGAUUAUUAAGGAAAACAUAAUGCUGGAUUUUAUAUUUAUAUUAACAUUGUUGCAAAAGAAAAAAAACAGAUCAAUCCAUCUUCUAUAAAAAAUAAAAGAUUAAACCAU
This is a messenger RNA of Betta splendens (Siamese fighting fish), 2510 nucleotides long. It is a transcript of the gene grtp1a, whose product is annotated as growth hormone regulated TBC protein 1a. The transcript has 8 exons. The coding region runs from base 656 to 1717 and encodes 353 amino acids. Lineage: Eukaryota; Metazoa; Chordata; Actinopteri; Anabantiformes; Osphronemidae. The record is from RefSeq and is a predicted model, not a curated record.